Molecule: messenger RNA, 795 nt
Organism: Bipolaris oryzae ATCC 44560
Lineage: Eukaryota; Fungi; Ascomycota; Dothideomycetes; Pleosporales; Pleosporaceae
Exons: 6
Coding region: 1-795 (264 amino acids)
Molecular function (GO): oxidoreductase activity
Source: RefSeq, a predicted model, not a curated record
AUGUUUUUCACGCCAUUCGCAAUCCUAGCUCUGGUACUACCAGUACCCGCCAUGUCAUCCAGCAACUGCACGUGCACACCCGAGACAAUUCAGACAUUUAAUUGUCUUAUGCAGCUACCUGGUCAGACAGGUAUCAAUGGUACAGUCACUAGGUUUGAUGAUAUGCAUGCCAUGCAUCAGGUGCAGGCGAAAGAAAUUCAUCUUGUUGCGCAGUUCCUGCCGUUUCACCGCCUCUAUAUACAGGUGUAUGAGCAGCUCUUGCGAGAGGAGUGCGGCUAUACGGGGCCAACGCCAUGGUGGGAUGAAACCCGCGACGCGGGGAAUUUCAUGGGCUCGCCACUCCUUGAUCCCAACACAGGAUUUGGUGGCAACGGGACCGCUCCAGAUGGAUGUGUUACCAAUGGUCCUUUCGCAAAUACCACUCUUCGCAUAGGUCCGGGCCAAAAACAGGAGGUCCAUUGCUUAUCCCGCAAGGUUGAGGAGAGAAAUAGCACUCUCGCAAACGAAACCUAUAUUGGCGGAGUCAUGGAGGACAUCGACGCAAGCCCCGGAGAUCCGCUCUUUUAUCUCCAUCACGCUUUUGUAGAUCGCCUUUGGUGGAACUGGCAGUCCGAAGACCCUGACAAUCGUCUUUAUCAACUGGGCGGCUCUUCUUCGCAGGGGCCGUGCGAAGAAGAAUGUGAAGAGACGACUCUGGACUACGUAAUGACCACCUACGAGAUUCUUCCGAACGUUACUGUCAGGGAUGUCAUGGACAUUCAGGGUGGAUAUCUCUGCUACAAAUAUGACUACUAA